Vicia faba (fava bean) is the source of this 2451-nucleotide messenger RNA. NCBI's taxonomy places the organism in Eukaryota, Viridiplantae, Streptophyta, Magnoliopsida, Fabales, Fabaceae. The record is from the annotation of a GenBank genome assembly.
AUGAGGAAGAGGACUAUCCCUUCCGCGCUUCUUCUUCUCUGUAUUCUCUUUCUCUUUGUUGCAGAUCAAGGUCAAAAGUUUCAGGCGAAUGCGGAGGAUAAUUCCGAUGAGCUUGUAGAUCCACCUAAGGUGGAAGACAAGAUCGGUGCUGUUCCGCAAGGACUUUCAACCGAUUCAGAUGUGGCAAAGAGAGAAGCGGAGUCGAUCUCGAAGAGAUCGCUACGAAGCAACGCUGAGAAGUUUGAGUUUCAAGCGGAAGUUUCACGGCUUAUGGAUAUUCUCAUCAAUUCGCUUUACAGUAACAAAGAUAUCUUCCUUAGGGAGCUUAUUUCAAAUGCUUCUGAUGCAUUGGACAAGAUUAGGUUCCUUUCUCUGACUGAUAAGGAGGUUUUGGGUGAAGGUGACAACGCCAAGCUUGAAAUCCAGAUUAAGUUAGAUAAGGAGAAGAAAAUUCUAUCUAUUAGAGACAGAGGUAUUGGUAUGACAAAGGAGGAUUUGAUAAAGAAUUUGGGGACCAUAGCUAAAUCUGGAACUUCUGCGUUUGUUGAAAAAUUGCAGACAAGUGGUGAUCUCAAUCUAAUUGGGCAAUUUGGAGUUGGUUUCUACUCUGUGUAUCUUGUUGCUGACUAUGUUGAAGUUAUUAGCAAGCAUAAUGAUGACAAACAGUAUGUAUGGGAAUCCAAAGCUGAUGGAGCAUUUGCAAUUUCAGAAGAUACAUGGAAUGAACCUCUAGGACGUGGAACAGAGAUUAGAUUGCACCUCAAAGAAGAGGCUGGGGAGUACGCAGAAGAGUUUAAGCUCAAAGAAUUGGUGAAGAGAUACUCUGAAUUUAUUAACUUCCCUAUCAAUAUUUGGGCAAGCAAAGAGGUUGACGUGGAGGUUCCCGCUGAUGAAGAUCAAGAUGAGGACUCGACUGAUAGCUCCUCCAAGGAAGAAAAUGAAGAUGAAGAUGCUGAUAAAGGCGAAGACGAAGAGGAAAAGCCUAAAACAAAGACAGUGAAGGAAACAACUUACGAGUGGGAACUUUUAAAUGAUGUGAAAGCUAUAUGGCUGAGGAGUCCAAAGGAGGUUACAGAGGAAGAGUACACCAAAUUCUACAACUCUCUUGCCAAGGAUUUUAGCGGUGACAAACCUUUAUCAUGGAGCCACUUUACUGCUGAAGGUGAUGUCGAGUUCAAGGCAGUCCUUUAUGUGCCACCUAAAGCACCUCAGGACUUAUACGAGAGUUAUUACAAUUCAAACAAAUCAAACUUGAAGUUGUAUGUUAGACGAGUGUUCAUUUCAGAUGAAUUUGAUGAAUUGUUGCCCAAGUAUCUGAGCUUUUUGAUUGGUCUUGUUGAUUCUGACACUUUGCCACUGAAUGUAUCACGAGAAAUGCUUCAACAACACAGUAGUCUGAAGACAAUAAAAAAGAAACUUAUUAGGAAAGCCCUUGAUAUGAUCCGUAAGCUUGCUGAAGAGGAUCCUGACGAGUCCACUGACAAAGAAAAGAAAGAAGAGUCGUCUUCUGAUGUUGAUGAGAAGAGAGGUCAAUACACUAAGUUCUGGAAUGAAUUUGGAAAAUCCAUUAAACUUGGUAUCAUUGAGGAUGCCACCAACAGAAAUCGUUUGGCAAAACUGCUCAGAUUUGAGACCACCAAGUCCGAGGGUAAAUUGACAUCUCUUGACCAGUACAUAUCUAGAAUGAAAGCUGGACAAAAGGACUUCUUUUACAUAACUGGAACCAGCAAAGAACAGCUUGAAAAUUCUCCAUUCCUUGAGCGGCUUAAGAAGAAGAAUUAUGAGGUUAUUUUCUUCACAGACCCAGUUGAUGAAUACUUGAUGCAAUAUCUAAUGGACUAUGAAGAUAAGAAGUUCCAAAAUGUGUCCAAGGAGGGUCUGAAACUUGGAAAGGAUUCAAAUGACAAGGAACUAAAGGAAUCCUUCAAGGAUCUAACAAAAUGGUGGAAAAACUCCCUUUCAAACGACAAUGUUGAUGAUGUGAAGAUAUCCAACCGAUUGGAUAACACUCCUUGUGUGGUUGUGACAUCAAAGUUUGGUUGGAGUGCAAACAUGGAGAGAAUUAUGCAGUCUCAAACUUUGUCAGAUGCCAAAAGGCAAGCUUACAUGCGUGGCAAGAGGGUUCUUGAGAUCAAUCCUAGACACCCCAUCAUCAAGGAACUCCGGGAGAGAGUAGUUAAGAACCCUGAGGAUGAGAGUGUGAAGCAAACAGCGCAGCUGAUAUACCAGACUGCACUCUACGAAAGUGGUUUCUUGUUGAAUGAUCCCAAGGAAUUUGCUUCCAGAAUUUAUGAUUCAGUGAAGACUAGCUUAGACAUCAGUCCUGAUGCAACUGUUGAAGAGGAAGAUGAGACCGAAGUUGAGGUUGAAAGUGAAACAAAAGAAGAGACUACUUCAACUCCUGAAGCUAAUGAAGUAAAUGAUGAUGCAGAUGUCAAGGACGAAUUGUAG